This is a messenger RNA of Tachysurus fulvidraco (yellow catfish), 2651 nucleotides long. It is a transcript of the gene bbs12, whose product is annotated as Bardet-Biedl syndrome 12. NCBI's taxonomy places the organism in Eukaryota, Metazoa, Chordata, Actinopteri, Siluriformes, Bagridae. The transcript is spliced from 2 exons. The record is from RefSeq and is a predicted model, not a curated record. Bases 123 to 2105 code for a protein of 660 amino acids. Gene Ontology annotation, biological process: photoreceptor cell maintenance; chaperone-mediated protein complex assembly. Gene Ontology annotation, molecular function: ATP binding.
AACGGGGGUGGCGUUUGUCGCUUAGGAGUAACGCGCAUGCGUAAACCUUGAACGGAACAGCAGUGUGGGAUUUAGAUGUGUCUGCGGAGAAGAUAGUAGAAUCAGAUCUCUUCACUCCACCGAUGUCACUGCUGGGAAGUACAAUGAUAAACCAGGGCCGCCAUAUUGGGCUCCAACAACUGGAGGCCAUGACAGCUGCAUCUCAUACAUUUUUGGGCCCCAGUAAACUCUACAAAAUGAUCCAAGAUGAGGCAAGGGGUGAAGCAGUGCUGGUCUGCUCCUGUUAUCAUCUGCUGGAACAUCUGGAGCUCAGUGGCUCUGUGGCUCAGCUUCUACGUGAGACCAUUCGUGCUCACUGGGGGACAAUGCGUACAGGCACAGCCUCGCUGCUGUUCCUGGUUGGCGCCUGGAGCAGGGUGGCACUGGAAUGUCUUCACCAAGGCAUUUCCAUUCGGCACAUAGUGUCUGGAAUGUCAAAGGGGCUGAAAGUGUGUCUAGAAGCCUGUAAGCUGAGUGCUGUCAGUUUGGAGUCAGUUGUUUGUAAAGCUGGUCUACAGAAACAGCAACAGAGAGGUGGCGACUGUAUGAAUACUGAGGAUGGCUUACUUUGGAAGCCUUCACUGAGUAUAGGUGUGAGGAAAUUAGCUCAGGAUGACGAUACAACCAUAAAUAGUGUGCCUACACUUUGUUUCCUCAAAAACCAAUAUCCUGUAAAACAUCAUUUAAAACUCAAGCAUAGCAGACACUUUAAUUCUACCCCUAUCACUGAGGAGGAGAGGACACCCAAAAGAUCUGACAUAGCACAUCUGGCUGAAGCCGUCUGUCAUGGAUGCGAGACGACCAUGAGGUUAGUGAUUGAAGCUAGCAGGAUUCAGUGUAAAUACAGCUGUGAAGAUCAGAAACAUAAAGCACUAGACAUUGAUAAACUGGUCACAUGCUUGUUGCCAGGAUUAACUGAGGAGAAUGCGAGUGUACUCCAUGGAUAUGUGGUGUUGUUGUCUGCAGAACAGGCAUUGCUAGUCAAGCAUUUAGAAAAACGGACUUUAAAGGUCAGCCUGUUGCACGGGGACCUGACUAACAAACACAGACAUGUAGGUUUCAACAGGCCAAGAAAUGUUACAUAUGUUAGUAAUUGCUCUGGUUUAACAGGAAUCAGCCAGGAGGAAGAAUGGAUGGAUGAGGUACUGAAAAUACUUCUAAACCUCAAGGUAGAUAUUGUUCUUGUGAGUGGAGGCAUCACUGGGCAGCUGAAGGAUCACUGCCUCCAUUAUCACAUCCUCAUUCUUGAGCAUGUACGAGUGUCUGUUUUGAAUGAUUUUGCUACAGGUACAGGUGCACUUCCUAUCUCGUACAUCACGCAGCUCAGUGAGCGAUGUGUCGGUUCUGGAGUCCACGUGAACACGCUCAGAGAGUAUCACACUGAAGGAACAGAAUGGACUGUGGUGAGUGUUGUUACUGAUGGCACAGCUCUGGUCACUGCGCUCAUUACGAGCUCCAUUCACGCUAAACUCCAGAGCAUGGAGGAUCAGUUUUGGAGCUGUGCUUAUCGUGUGCACCAUGCACUUAAAGACGGAAAACUGCUGCCUGGAGCUGGAACCACAGAACUGAUCUGUAUCCAUCAGCUCCAUAAUCAUGGGAAUGUAUCGCAACAAGAAGAGACAGGAGAUGAGCUUGAUGCAGCAGCACCAUUUGAGAAGGUAAUUCUGCAGCUCAUGGCAGAAAGCUGGAUGAAUUAUGUGUCCACACUGAUGGUGAACAGUGGAAAUUUUAAGUCCAAAACACAGGCAUGGACAUGUAUAGCUCAGCAAAUAAAGCAGUGGGAGUACAGAGGACCUCAGAAUAAUGAGAUGACAGAAAAUGUUCUGAAAAUAAAGAACUUCUUAGAAAUUAUGCACAGAGUUGGAGAAAGUGAGGAAGAAGAGCAGGACAAGGGGAUAGCGGAGAAAGAAAUAGUAACAAUUGGUGUGUAUGAUAAUAUGACAGUAAAAUUUGAAGUUUGGAGGAGAGCUCUGGAUCUGGUGUUUUUAAUUCUUCAGACAGACACUGAAAUCGUCACGGGAAUAAAUAACAGAGACGGACAAUUCAGAGAUUUUGUCAUUCUGUAGUGUCCUUUCUUCUUUUAAACUUUUUUACAUCUCACUUUGCUUAAUUAACAGCACCAAUCCUGUCAGAUAAAGACAUCACCAGUGGCUUUUCACAUCAGACGGUCCACUUCACUCAUCUGCUGUGUUUCAGUUCAUGGCUGUUGAUUUUGCUGCUUCUCAUUUUGUUCCAAAGUCAAUGUGUUUCUUCUAUCAGGCAGAUUUUAGCUCGCUGUACUCUGCAACUGUUAAGAUUUUCUGCAGCUAAUUUAUAUGGAACAUUUGUAUGGCAAUAUACAAUACCUGUAUGGCACUGCUAUUUGUGGAGCACAUUUUUUGUUGUAAGACAUUUCUUUAAAUUGAUUUAUUUCAAUAAAUGUCCUUAUUAUAUAAUAAUGCCAUUACCAUAUACCAUUAAAGCAUGGAAAAGCUAUCCAUUACACAACUUUAACUAUUAUCACACGUCACAAGAUGGUACUAAAAAAAAAAAAAAAACACCAACACCAUAGAACCGUAACACAAAUCACCUCAUGUAAGUGACCCUAUUUGUUCACUGGCUGAUUACAAGCU